Messenger RNA from Pyrenophora tritici-repentis Pt-1C-BFP, 1455 nucleotides. NCBI's taxonomy places the organism in Eukaryota, Fungi, Ascomycota, Dothideomycetes, Pleosporales, Pleosporaceae. The record is from RefSeq and is a predicted model, not a curated record.
AUGUCCACCCAGUUCCCAGACGGCAAUGCCGCCGACGCGCCCCAUGUGGGAGACGCCUCGGGCAGCGACGCCAACCCUACCGCCGGUGCAACGAUCAGCCCCGGUAAGAGCGCGAGGUCUUUCGCUAGACCUACCGUGGCUUCCACCGCCCGCAGCAGCGCCUUGCCACGCGCUACCGGUCAGCCAACUCUAGCCGCCUAUGAGUACGACGCCAACGGCGAGCCCAGGCUAGUAGGAGAACUUGACGAAGCUUUUGUUAAAGGCUCAACCACGGAAGCUGGAGAGAAACUCUACCAGUUCUGCUUUGACACCGUCCACACCCUACAUAACGACCUCGCCAAUCUUCAAGAGCGCCUGACGGACGCUCAGGAAGACCUCAUCGACGAGCGCGUCGCCAAACUCAACUCCGAAAAGCAGAUGGACCCGUUAGCGUACGCCGCCACCGCUCAGCUACCAAACUUAGCCCCUGACGCUCCGCUGCCCGCCACAACGCAGCGACGAUCUAAACAACCUGAACCCGCGGUCUUUGAGGGCCCUACAGGCACAAAGGCCUCUACCUACCAGAAAUGGAAACUCGACAUGCAGAGCUGGUUCCGUGCCCAUCCGUACCCUUUCGCCAACAACGAGGAGGAGCAACUAGACUACAUCCGCAUGAAAACCACCGGCGUAGCCUGGGAUAAUAUCUCGAGCGGAUGGUUUGUCGAAGGAGACGAGUUCCAUACUGCACAAGAAGCGUGGGAUAUCCUCGACGCCUGCUACGGCCGUUUGAAUACCCGCCUAGAUGCCCACAACUUCUACGAAAAGGAAGGCUUCAUGAAGCCUGGUGAGACUAUCACCUCCUACCUGGCCCGCUUCAAAGCCGGCGUCGCUCCCUUGAAAUGGGACGACGAGGAAAAGACUCUGCAAGCCUACAAGAAGUUGCCAGACCAGUGGCGCAGCCGAGCGGAGCACCUCAUGAGCGACGACACCUUCACCAAGGACUUUGCCAAGUUCAGCCACAAGCUCCGACACCUCGAACAACUUCACUCCGCCCUCCAGCCCUCUCACAACCCUAGCAAGGGUAAUAGUGGAGGUAGCGGUCGUGGCGGCGGCGGCAAUAACCGCAACCGCAAUCGCAACGCCGACAACGCGCAGCCCAAAGGCAGCGGAGCCAACCAAUUUAUUAUCAACAAACCCUACAGGGAGCGCACUGUCAUGGAGACCCAGGUCCUAGCUGAAUUGGAACGCUGCUUCAAGUGCACCCGUGCAGGCCACAAGUCUAACUCCGACGACGCGCCCUGCAAGGACAUGGACAAGCUCACUUCAAUGGGCCGCUACCCCGAAGUCCUCACCGCCUUGAACGAAGCCCGCAAGGCCGCCGGCGUCCCUAUCCCUAAGGCCGCCGUACGCAUUAACGCCGUCCGAGCCCCUACUCCUCCAGCGGCCGCCUCUGACGCCCGCUCGGAAAACGAGUAG